AUGCAACAACUGCCAGUGUUACAAUCCACAGUGGCUCCAGUGGAGGGGAGGUUUCGUCGCAGUGUGCCAAGCCUGCCAGCAAUCAAGCCAGACAGGCUAAAAACAGCUAAAACGCUGGUGGAGAAGGCAGUGAAGUUGAGGAAAGUGUUUUCAGUGCAGGGACCCUAUCCUGUGAUCCGUGCUGCCUUAUGGGCCAGAGGGUGGGUGGAACGUCGUUUGCCCCAUCCUGCCCAGAGAGCACCUCAUUGCCAGGGCGAUGAGGAGGAGGAUGGUGAUGAUGGUGAUGUCAGUGCUGAGAGAGUGGAUGAAGGCGAGAAAGACGAGAACCUUGAUGACAUGUAUGACCUGAUGUCUCGCCUGGUUCGAAAUGAAACAACACACUUCUACUGGACAACACGUCGGGAUGACAUACACUGUCGCUCCUUGAAGCAUGACCAAAUGACCAAUCACUACGCAAAUGCUGGAACGUUUACUACCAAGGUGGGGCUUUGUUUGAAUCUGCGUAACCUUCAGUGGUUUGAUACCGCAGAUCCUGACACCUUCUUUCCAAGAUGCUACAAGCUUGGGGCAGAGGAUGAAAAGCAUGCAUUCAUAGAGGAUUUCAGGAGGACAGCGUGCUCCAGCCUGCUGCAGCAUGUGGUUGAGACAAGUAGAUGGAGGAGAGAGGGAGCAGAAGGCGAGAAACAAAAAGCCAAAAACAGUGUAUUUGAUGAGUUGGAGAAGAUGGAGUGUCGAUUUGUUGCUCCGGGGAUAAUCGACGUGGCUUUGCACGUGUGUCAAGAGUUUCUUAGUGUUUUAGAGCACGGCGACAUUGAUGUAACUGAAGAAACACACCCCUCCGUGGAGGAACAGCAGUGGGCAGAGUUUCUGCAAGACUACUACAUGGUUGUGCAUGAAGGUGCAUCGAUCAGGGGCAGCAGUGUUUUUGUGGAGCGCUGCCAGGCCAUGUUAAUCAGACUGCAGGAGAUGUGCCCUCAGCUGGAUACAGAUGGACUAAAUAACAUCUGGAUCAUCAAACCAGGCGCCAAGUCAAGAGGACGAGGUAUUAUGUGUAUGGAUCGCCUGGAUGAGAUUUUGGCACUUGUGGCCAGCGACAGAGUCCUGACUAAGGAGAGUAAGUGGGUGGUUCAGAAAUACCUGGAACGUCCUCUGUUGGUCCAUGGCACCAAGUUUGACCUACGUCAGUGGUUCCUCGUUACAGACUGGAACCCUCUCACUGUCUGGUUCUACAGAGAGUGCUACCUGCGGUUUUCCACUCAGCCCUACUCAACAAAAACUUUGGACAGCUCAGUCCACCUAUGCAACAACUCAAUCCAGAAGCACUUCCAGCCAUCCUGUGACCGCCAUCCAGGAGUGCCUGAAGACAAUAUGUGGUCCUGCUCUCAGUUUCGGGCUUUUCUGCAGCAGCAGGGCUGCAGCGCAGAGUGGGAGUCAGUGGUAGUCCCAGGCAUGCAGCAAGCGGUGGUCCGUGCCCUGCAGACCGCCCAGGACCUGGUCGAGCCCCGCAAGGCCAGCUUUGAACUCUACGGAGCCGACUUUAUGUUGGGCAGAGAUCUGAGGCCUUGGCUUUUAGAGAUCAAUGCGAGUCCAACUAUGGCCUGUUCCACCUCUGUGACCGCUCGCCUCUGCCCUGCUGUGCAGCUGGACACACUGAGGGUUGUGCUCGACCGACGGACUGAUCCGAGUGCUUAUACAGGAGGCUUCCAGCUGAUCUAUAAACAGGCAGCAGUUGAAGUUCCUCAGUAUGUGGGAGUGAACCUGCUGGUGGAAGGAGCCCCCAUAAGACGACUCAGACCUCCACUUCAUAGACAAACUGUAAUUUCUAACCCACCUCUCACAAUCCAGUUCCCUUCAGACCAGCCAUUGUCAGAAGAGGCUGAAACGGCACAUCAUAAACCAUCUGUUCAGAAGUCAUCCACAGUCUUGGCUUUUCACCAUUCAGGCAAAGAGAAUCGAGCUGUUGGAGAGAAAAAGAGGCAGCUGAUAUCAAUAUCUCCUAAGAGGGAAUGCGAAGGGAGAACAGAAGUUCAGAAUAUGUCCUGUGUUCGCAGGUACUGUCGCAGUCUGGCAUCUGAACAGCCUUUGGUGGUACACACUGAACCUCAGAGGAAAGCGCGACGUUUGGGUUUGAGCCUUGGUGCCAACGGGGUAACUCUAGUCCCACGUAGCCUUUCCUUUUCCCUCAGCCCUCGCCACAGCAUGUCAGAUUGUAAAUCUCAGCCCAACCCAGGCCAUGGAUCACACAUCUCCAGAUCCUUCUUUCCCCAGACUGCUUCUGAGGCCCAACGCAGAACUUCUACCCGAGUCUUUCCUUCACUCCGGGGCCCUCUUCCAACCCUUGAGGUCUUAAGCUUGCGACCAAACAUUGUGGCUGGAACCACUGCUUGUCGCAAUCCAAACCUGACCUCUCACCCCAGCGUCCACAGGCAUCAGUUAUUUCUCUGUUCUGGAAGGCAAGGCGUGGGCAAAUAUAAAAGAGAGUGUGCAAGCGAACAAAAGCUCUAGUGGUGUCGAGUGUGCUGAAGAUGUUUUGCAAGCAGCAACAUUGUUUUAAUGGACUGGAACCUAAUGAAUGACAUAUUACCUAACUACCUUACCUUAAUCAUAAAAAUUUUGUUUGUAGAAACUUGAAAAUCCAGACAAUAAUGGUGAAGAGUAAUUUCAAACCAUUCACACAGGGCCUUUAAUUAUGCAACAUCAAGGUUGAUUCGUUCAUCAAGUUAUUUGACAUUCUUAAAAUGUAAAAUGUUACACAUAUAAUAUA
Messenger RNA from Morone saxatilis (striped sea-bass), 2764 nucleotides. RefSeq names its product tubulin tyrosine ligase-like family, member 3 (gene ttll3). Gene Ontology annotation, cellular component: cilium. NCBI's taxonomy places the organism in Eukaryota, Metazoa, Chordata, Actinopteri, Moronidae. The transcript is spliced from 12 exons. Bases 1 to 2505 code for a protein of 834 amino acids. The record is from RefSeq and is a predicted model, not a curated record. Gene Ontology annotation, biological process: cilium assembly; cilium movement; protein polyglycylation. Gene Ontology annotation, molecular function: protein-glycine ligase activity, initiating.